Messenger RNA from Larimichthys crocea (large yellow croaker), 2343 nucleotides. RefSeq names its product polynucleotide kinase 3'-phosphatase (gene pnkp). Gene Ontology annotation, cellular component: nucleus. Gene Ontology annotation, molecular function: polynucleotide 3'-phosphatase activity; ATP-dependent polydeoxyribonucleotide 5'-hydroxyl-kinase activity; protein binding. Bases 167 to 1990 code for a protein of 607 amino acids. The record is from RefSeq and is a predicted model, not a curated record. The transcript is spliced from 17 exons. Gene Ontology annotation, biological process: DNA repair. NCBI's taxonomy places the organism in Eukaryota, Metazoa, Chordata, Actinopteri, Sciaenidae.
GUGCUCUCUGCAAAGCAGCUCCCAGCCGGUUUGUUUACACGCAGACACAAAGAAGCUGUGUUUAAAACAGCAGCAGCAUGUCAGCUACAAGCCGGGAUACGUGUUUAAUGUGAGUGUUUCUGCUCACAAACACGCCGUCAGUAGUGAAGACGUGCAGCUCGCUCACAUGUCGUGUUCGCUCGUCAGCCCGUCCGGACCUCGGAUUUCACUGGAGAACGGACGGGCUGUGAUUCUGGGCCGAGGUCCGGACACCGGGGUCGCAGACAAGAAAUGCUCCAGACACCAGGUGAAGGUGGUGGCUUGCUACGCAGACCAGGAUGCGGUUGUUACUCAGCUGGGUCCAAAUCCCAGUUUCCUCGACAACGAGAAACUGGGCCGGGGUCAGUCUGGUAAACUCAGCCAUGGAGGUACCCUCUACCUGGUAAACCAGAACCAUCCAUUUAAACUGCACUACUCUCUGAGCUCAAACGGAGCAGCCUCCGCAGCUGCAAGGAGAGGACUAAAGCCUGCAGACAAGAUGAAGGGUGGAGGAAAUGGGCAAGACAAAGAGGCACAGUCGAGUCCAAAUCCCAAGCGCAGUAUCAAGGAUUUCUUUUCUACCUCUCCCAUGAAGCCGUCUAAAAGACGACUGAGCCCACAGAGGGGCCACGCCGAGGUGAAGCGCCAAAGAAGAGACGAGGAGGCCUCAGAUAGACAGAUGAAGGAAGAGGAAGAGGAGGAGAGACUAGCAGAGGAGAAGCUCAGGCAGCUGCAGCGGUUGGCAGAGAAGUCCACGACAGAGCGGAAGAACAGCACCCAGCCUUCAUCAUCUUCAUCACCGCCGUCGUCUUCAAAGGGCUGUCUAAAGAGCAGCUGGCAGCAGAUUGGCAACCUGAUGCUUUACACUGCUGCUGGAGUCAAAGGGAGUGACAAGAUUGCUGGCUUUGACAUAGAUGGUUGCAUCAUCACCACCAAAUCUGGCAAAGUCUUUCCCACCGCACCAGAUGACUGGAAGAUUCUGUAUCCUGAGAUUCAGCCAAGACUGGCCAGCUUGCUCAAAAAAGGAUACAAGGUGGUGUUCUUCACCAACCAGAUGGGGAUCGCUAGAGGCAAACUGAGACCAGAAGUCUUUAAGUCUAAAGUGGAGGACAUCCUCGCCACUCUGCAGCUCUCUGUGCAGGUGUUUGUAUCAACCGGUCCUGGGAUCUACAGAAAACCAGUGCUGGGAAUGUGGAAUCACUUGUGUGAGAAGGCAAAUGAUGGCGUGGCUGUUGACCAGACACAGAGUUUUUAUGUAGGAGAUGCUGCGGGUAGGCCUGAGAACUGGGCUCCAGGGAAGAAGAAGAAGGAUUUCUCCUGCAGUGACCGACUGUUUGCUCUGAACAUUGGAUUGCAGUUCCACACCCCAGAGGAGUACUUCCUGGGCUGGAAGAGCGCCCCCUACAGCCUGCCUAAUUUUGACCCAAGGAAGAUUGACAACAGAGCAUCACUUUACGACCCGCCGUCUGCCUCUCUCACCUCCGACAAGACAGAAGUCAUUGUUGCCGUGGGUUUCCCUGCAUCGGGUAAAUCCACCUUCUUUCACACCCACGUCAUUCCAAAGGGCUAUGCAUAUGUCAACAGGGACACGCUCGGCUCAUGGCAGAGCUGUGUAUCGGCAUGUGAGCGCGCUCUGAAAGAGGGCCGCAGCGUCGCCGUGGACAACACCAACCCAGACCAGGAGUCUCGCAAACGCUAUGUGGAUGUGGCCAAGGCCAUGGGAGUGCCCUGUCGCUGUUUCCACUUCUCAGCGUCUCUGGAACAAGCUAAACACAACAACAGGUACCGUGAGAUGGCACCAUCAGACAAAAAACACAUGAAGGUCAAUGAUAUGAUUUUCCACAGCUACAAGAAACACUUUGUGGCUCCUGCUCUCUCUGAGGGAUUCUCCGAAAUCCUCCAGAUCCACUUUGUACCAAAAUUCAAAGACAGCGAAUCAGAAAGCCUCUUCCGGCAGUUUUCAGAGGGCUGAUUAAGACAGCUGGCUUUACUAACACUUGUUGACUUUCUGACACUGAAAAAAUGCACAGCUCAGCCAGUGAAGCAGCUGAGUGGUGAAAUCUAAGCAACACAAGUUUGAGGGGCUGUCUGCUGUCUGUGCAAGUGUUUGUUUGUUGUUUGUAUUCGCUUACACACAGACUGUAACGACAGAGACCGAUGAUGAUAACUAGACUUGCAGCAGUGAAUCAGGUCCUUCCACUCAAGCAGUGAUUAAUCGAACAAAUCAGUGUGUCCAUAAAUAUGCAGACACAUACUGUAUUUCUGUUAUGUUUGUCUAAGGAACUAAAUAUAUGUGCGCUACAUAUGGUGAGUUUGGAAAGAAUA